UGUUCUCAAUGUUCUAGUUCUCAGGCUUUGCAUAAAAGGUUUUGCUCAAACCACAUUGCAACUUCAAUUCAAUUCAAUCCCCCUUUGGAGUUUACCUCUCUCGGGAGAAAGUUUGCAAAUUUACGCAGUAAUCGGAGAAAGAAUCAACAAUGGCACCUGAGCACGAUGACGAUCUCAAAGACGAGAAGAACCCUCGACCCCUCGACGAGGAUGACAUCGCCCUCCUCAAAACCUACGGUUUGGGACCCUAUUCCACUAGCAUAAAAAAGGUGGAGAAGGAAAUCAAAGAUAUGGCAAAGAAAGUGAAUGACUUAUGUGGUAUCAAGGAGUCUGAUACUGGUUUAGCUGCACCAAGCCAAUGGGAUCUUGUUUCUGAUAAGCAAAUGAUGCAGGAGGAACAGCCCCUUCAGGUGGCAAGGUGCACAAAGAUUAUAAAUCCAAACUCUGAAGAUGCCAAAUACGUUAUCAAUGUGAAGCAGAUUGCUAAGUUUGUUGUUGGGCUAGGAGACAAGGUUUCCCCCACUGACAUAGAGGAAGGGAUGCGUGUUGGGGUUGAUAGAAACAAAUAUCAGAUUCAGAUUCCCUUGCCUCCAAAAAUUGAUCCAAGUGUUACCAUGAUGACAGUUGAAGAGAAGCCAGAUGUGACAUAUAAUGAUGUUGGUGGUUGUAAAGAGCAGAUUGAAAAGAUGCGUGAAGUUGUUGAACUUCCCAUGCUUCAUCCAGAGAAAUUUGUCAAGCUUGGGAUUGAUCCUCCAAAGGGUGUUCUUUGUUAUGGUCCACCAGGAACUGGGAAAACACUUUUAGCCAGAGCUGUGGCUAAUAGGACUGAUGCUUGCUUCAUAAGGGUUAUUGGAAGUGAGCUAGUUCAGAAAUAUGUUGGUGAGGGGGCUCGGAUGGUUCGUGAACUAUUUCAGAUGGCUCGUUCAAAGAAGGCAUGCAUUGUGUUUUUUGAUGAAGUUGAUGCAAUUGGAGGUGCACGGUUUGAUGAUGGUGUUGGUGGUGACAAUGAGGUUCAGCGUACAAUGCUUGAAAUUGUUAAUCAGCUUGAUGGAUUUGAUGCACGAGGAAACAUCAAAGUCUUGAUGGCUACUAACAGGCCCGACACGCUCGAUCCAGCACUACUACGGCCUGGGCGAUUGGAUCGUAAAGUUGAAUUUGGUCUUCCUGACCUAGAGAGCAGAACACAGAUAUUCAAGAUACACACAAGAACCAUGAACUGUGAAAGAGACAUCCGAUUUGAACUUCUUGCUCGGCUUUGUCCGAAUUCCACUGGAGCUGAUAUAAGGAGUGUAUGCACAGAAGCUGGUAUGUUUGCUAUCCGUGCCCGCAGGAAGACUGUAACAGAGAAAGACUUCCUUGAUGCAGUCAACAAAGUUAUCAAAGGAUACCAGAAGUUCAGUGCAACUCCCAAGUAUAUGGUUUACAACUGAGUUUUUCUUUCAUCUUUUGUUCACGUGACCAUAUUGGGAGCAAGUACAAUAUUUUAUUAUUUCCUGUGAAAAUUGAAGGGCAUGUGGUUCUUUCAUGAGCAGUUUGUGAAACUCCUGUUUAAAUGCAACCUUGUCUGUGGCGAACGUUAAUUACAUCCAAAAUUGAGUAAGAGAGUAAAACAUUCUUUUAGCCCUUGAAAAAUAUACUCAAAUCCUCUAGAAACUAAUUUUGUUGAUUUAGUCUUUCAACGUUUGGAUUCUCAAUAAUUUAAUUCUUCCAUUUAUCUUAACCUAAAAUUGUUAUUCUAUAAAAUGUUAACAUUAUAUCAUAAAAUUUUAGUGAAUGCUGGUAUUUAAAUAUUUUAGUUCAACAUUUGUUGAUAAUAUUUAAUUCAUUAACUGAUAUUCAAAUAUAGUAUUCCAAAGUAUAAAUCAAUCAGAUAUUUAAAUAAUUAAAGUGCUGCAAGUGAGAAUUUUGAAAUUCUGAAUUGUUUUUAAAAAUAUUUGAAAAUUUGAUUGGUAUGAGACAUUUUUAAAGAAUUAGAAAUACUUUUAGUCCCAAGAAUGUGAGCUUAUCAUCACUUAUUUAAUGUUUUAAUACAUUUCCCGUAUUGUGUUUUUAUUUUUCCGUUAAGUAAUACGUCUAGUAGCCAGUUUAAGGACGGUAUUCAUUUUAAAAACAGAGAAGAAAAAUAGAAAUUGUCAAGCACAAAACAAGUUGUGUCUACAUCGGGUGUGCUUUAUAAUCUCAUAAGUAAUUUAUCAUAACUGUAACGAGUUUUUGAAAUUAAAAUAGCAAUACUGAUGAAAUUUAAAUACGUCGUUGACUGGAUUAAGGCAUAGCUCAUGAUACGCAGCAGCUGAACCAGGAUCAAAUUCCCAUCACUGAAUAUCUAUCUCUUUUGGAGCAUCAUUAACAUAGACUAUAUAAGAGUUUUGGUUUGCAAAACAGGAAACUGUUUCAAUAGAGUCAUGAUCCAGUGGUAGCAUACAUAAUUCCUUUUCACUACAAGAAUUAUGUAAGAGAACCAAAAAAUCACUGACUAGCUGAUUCAUGGCAUAAACAGCUCCUUCAGAUGCUAAAGGAAGAAAUCCGAAUAAAAUAUUUGUAGGAUCCGCAAUCACUACAAGGAGAUUAACUAUUUAUUUAGACAGAGUCUAUUACAAAAUAUUCCACAGAUAAAACCACAAAAUAUGAUGAAAAGUUUAUUAUUUAUUCCUAGUGAUUAACAACAAAUGGCAAGUGGCAACCAUAUUAAUUUAAACUGAACUUCAAUUUUUCAAAUGGUUAAAUUAUUGAAAUUUAUACCACCAAUAAAAGAAAUAGCUCAAAAACAUACAAUUGUCUAGCUUCAAUAUCCAACGGCGCACUUAAUCUAACUCGGAAACUGUCUUUAAGGUUAAAAAGAAAUGAUGAAAAUCUGAUGAAUAUUAUUUUCUUUCUAUGCAGUUCUAUCAACACAAGGCUUUUGUUCCCAUUUACAUGUCUUGUGUUUCUUGGUUAUCACCCCCACGGUUGGAUCCUCCUUGAUCAGUUCCAAAUGUUCGCUUGCUCAUGUUAGUUCGCUGCACUAACCGAACCAGCGCUUGAACCACUUCGGACAUAGGUGGUCGGAAUUCAGGCUCCGGCUGCCCCAAAAGUAAAAUUUUAGAAUAACAUAAUAAUGCAUUAAUACAUUGAAAUGUUCUUUAUCCCCAACAGUUGAACUUAGCACUUAGGAAUCCAAUUGGGAGCUCCCAGAUGGGUUGGAGUGAGAUAAGUGAGGUACAAUUGUUGCGUAACAGUUCGAAUAG
Molecule: messenger RNA, 3224 nt
Organism: Abrus precatorius (Indian licorice)
Lineage: Eukaryota; Viridiplantae; Streptophyta; Magnoliopsida; Fabales; Fabaceae
Product: 26S proteasome regulatory subunit 7-like
Exons: 10
Coding region: 150-1430 (426 amino acids)
Biological process (GO): proteasome-mediated ubiquitin-dependent protein catabolic process
Cellular component (GO): proteasome regulatory particle, base subcomplex
Molecular function (GO): ATP binding; proteasome-activating activity; ATP hydrolysis activity
Source: RefSeq, a predicted model, not a curated record